Odontomachus brunneus is the source of this 1785-nucleotide messenger RNA. Its product is annotated as sodium/hydrogen exchanger 9B1-like. The record is from RefSeq and is a predicted model, not a curated record. NCBI's taxonomy places the organism in Eukaryota, Metazoa, Arthropoda, Insecta, Hymenoptera, Formicidae. Bases 76 to 1476 code for a protein of 466 amino acids. The transcript has 6 exons.
CUUAAUUUCAAGACCAACUUCUGAUGAACGCAGCCGCAUCGUCACGAGUGGAUAAAGUGGACGCCAUCGUGUCCUAUGCAACCUAUUUCUAAAGAUGUACCAGUUGCAUCCACUUCCGCGGAUACGCGACUAUCGGAUCAUACACGAGAGAGGUUGGGUCCAGUAGCGGAUGAAGAAGACGAGGAAUGGGAUGACAACACCUGCUGCCACCGUGCGACCUUCUGCAACCCGAUGUUGCGAGAGAUCAUCGUGACCGACGUGAUCUCCACGUGCUUCGACCUGCAGCUGACUUGGGCGGAUCUCUUCUGGCUCGCGACUGUGAGCGGCUUGACUCUGCUGGCCUGGGCUGUUUUAUACUUCCUGCUGGGCGACGUGGUGUUACCCGGUGGUAGCAUCUUCGGUCUCUUCGUCUUGGUCGUUUUCUCCUACGCGCUCGGCUGGAGUCUAACUUGCAUUCCCUACUUGCAUCUACCGCCUAUCUUCGGUAUGCUGCUCGCCGGCAUAAUACUGCGCAACACUGACGUGUACAAUAUACACGACGAGCUCGGGCCGGGCACAACCUCCAAGAUCAGGACCUUCUGCUUGACCUUCAUCAUGGUACGUGCCGGUCUCCAGCUGACGACAACCGCUCUGAGGGCGCAUCCAGUGUUCGUGAUGAUCCUGGCGCUCGUCCCGUGCUCCGUCGAGAUGUUGACGGUCAGCGUCUUGUGCAGAUAUCUCCUCGAAUAUCCAUGGAAUUGGUCUUUUAUGACGGGGACGAUCGUCGCUUGCAUGUCUCCCGUAGUGACGGUCAACUGCAUGCUCGCCUUAGCUGAACGCGGUUAUGGAGAAAACAAAGGAUUAGCCAGUUUGCUAUGCACGGCGGCUUCUAUCGACGAUGUGCACAUCGUGUCCCUUUUCUCCAUUUGGUUCUCUUUCGUUUUCAGCAACGGUACACAAAACGGUCAUGACAGGAGAACAGAAUGGUGGUCCUAUAUCCCUGGCGGGAUUCGAGAUUUCCUCCUGGGAGUCAUAGUGGGAAUUAUCUUGGGCUUUGCCCUGGUCUUUUUCCCUCAUCGCAAUCACGUGCGCAGUACUACAGCCUUUUUAACGACGCUGAAAAUGCCCUUUACAUGGAAAGAAUGUCUAUUCGUCGCAAUAUCUUGGGUUCCGAAAGGAACGCUACAGGCAGCGUUGGCGCCAAUGGCGUUUGAACGUGCUAGAGAAGAAGGUGACCCCACGAAAAUCGAAUUAGCCCUCGACGUGGUGAGGAUUUCAGUGAUCGCUAUCGUAUUCUUAGCGCCACUCGGCGCCAUCGGUAUGAUGAGUGCCGGACCCUUUCUAUUAAACAAGAUCAGUAUCGAAGAACAACAAAGGGAGCGAGAAUUGAGCUACUUGCACAUUGUCUCUCUGCAACCUGUUAGAACGCGCAGAAAAAGGGAGAAGCCCGUCGACAAUAUCGUUAAUGUUCUCUCGUCAAAAGAAACGGCUUUGUAGUAUUAAUUGUUAUUACCGGAUAUACAGCUCUGACAUAAAACAGUACGUAUGCUCUAAAUUAAAUUUUGCGAAAUAUGGGAUUUAUUCUUAUUUUCUGUAAUAAUAUCCCUGCAAAAAUAUAAUGAAAAAAUCAAUGAAAGAAACAAGAGGGAGGCAGAUAUUGAUGUGACUCAUAAAAUUGAUCUGAAAUAACGCUACACGAUUUUUUAUGCAUAAUUUUUUAUGCGCACAGUUCCAAUUAUACGCUCUCCGUCACAUCAUGUUAUCGCUUCAGAUAACAUGAUGAUUCAAAUUCUAAUAAAACGUUCG